Molecule: messenger RNA, 2539 nt
Organism: Poecilia reticulata (guppy)
Lineage: Eukaryota; Metazoa; Chordata; Actinopteri; Cyprinodontiformes; Poeciliidae
Gene: metrn
Product: meteorin, glial cell differentiation regulator
Biological process (GO): glial cell differentiation; positive regulation of axonogenesis
Molecular function (GO): hormone activity
Source: RefSeq, a predicted model, not a curated record
CCGCCCCGCCGGUUUAAAGUUUCCCAGCUCGGCCUCUGAUUGGUCCGGAAAGUUUCUCCGGGCCGAAUAACUUCACCGCUCCGCGUCCGGAGGCGAGCAGAGGCGGCCGGGCAUCCUGCGCAGCGCUUCGGGCCGACAUGGAGGCUCCGGCGGACAGAACUGCAGCUUCACAGCGGGAGGUUUAAAUAAUAAAAGCAGGUUUGGGAAUAAAACAUAAAUAUUUUUAGCGUCAACUGGGGUUGAAAAUGCCUGGAUCUGGGCGCUGGAAUAACGCAACCUGGAUUUUGCUUCUGGCCAUUUUUCACUCGUGUUUUUCAAGUUACUCUGAAGAUCAGUGCAGCUGGAGAGGAAGCGGUUUAUCGCAGCAGCAGGGCAGCGUGGAGCAGAUCUCCCUGCACUGCUCUGAGGGAACCCUGGACUGGCUGUACCCCAAGGGGGCGCUGCGCCUCACCCUCACGCCCCGCCUGGCCCCCGUGGCGGCGGCGGGCCCCGGCGGCGGCGGCGUCACGGCCUGCGUGAAGCCGUCGGAGCAGUUCCACGGCGCCCAGCUGUACCUGGAGAGGGACGGGCUGCUGGAGCUGCUGGUGGGGGACCGGAUGGAGGCGUCGCCCCCGCCCAGGGUCCGCUGCUUCAGCCGCACGCCGGGCGAGAGGCUGGCGCUGUUCCUGCAGGCCACGCCGCAUCAGGACAUCAGCAGGCGGACCGCCUCGUUUCGCUACGAGCUGCGGGGCGGCGGGAUGGCGCGCAUGGCGCUGGACUCCAACGCCAUCAGCAGAGAAGAUGCCUGCCGGCCGUGCAACGACACCGAGAUCCUGAUGGCGGUUUGCACCAGCGACUUCGUCGUUCGAGGGAACAUCCGGUCGGUGGAGGAGGACGAAACGCUGCGCGCCGCCGUCAUCAAGGUCAGCGCCACCCGUGUUUUCCGUCAGAAGUACACGCUGUUCACGGGCAGCGGCCGGCUGGCGAGCCGCGGAGAAGUGCGGACGCUGCUGCAGUGCGGCGUCCGGCCGGGGCCCGGCAGCUUCCUCUUCACCGGCAGGGUGCACUUCGGCGAGGCCUGGCUGGGCUGCGCGCCGCGCUACAAGGACUUCCAGAGGACUUACUCUGUGGCCAAAGCCGCCCAGCAGAUCCCCUGUGAACUUCCCGUAGACUGAGACGCUUGGAUGAGAACCGGGGCGCUGAACGCCGCCGCCGCCGCCGCGCCGCCGCCGCCGCCAGGCUCCAAGUGAAUCCUCAGCAUGACUUCCUGGACUUGGACGAGAGGAUUUUAGCUUUGGACGUUUUUUUUUUUUACAAGCGCGUCGUCUGAGGCUCGUCGGUUUAAAACUCAGGAAAACAAGGAAAACUCCCACAGAAACCCCACCCGUUGGUGCGGCUGUGGGCGAAACGCGGAACGUUUUCUUCAGUGUUUUUGGUCGGAUGACGUCAGACGGCGGCGUUCAGGUGCUCGAGGUGGACAGGAGGGAGGGCUGGACAAUAAAUCGAUAGUGAUAAAUAUCACCACAUGUGAUCAAUACCAACAGAAAACAUAGAAUAUUCACUGAACUCGCCCCGCUCUCUGGUUGCCUAGCAACCUGCUGGUAAGGAGGAGUUUCAACUUCGGUCACCUAGCAACGGCCUGCUGAGUAACUUACAGCAGUUUCAUCAUAAAAGCCAAUAAAAUAAGACAACAAACGGAGUUAAAGCAGGAGAGGCCUCCAGCUUGGUAUUAUUUCAGAUAUUUAAAACAUAAUAAUUAUCGAUAUCGACCGAUACGAAUCGUUUGCAUCGGGAUCGUCCAGCCCUACGAGGAGGUCCGAUAAAAACCUCGUGAAAGGAAUCGCUGAAGAAUAUUUGCACUCAAAGGUAGAAGGGAAAAUGCUGCAAGCACUGAAAACCAAAUGAGAAAACAAAGCAACUAUAUGUAGCGUAGAGGAGCAACCGAGAAUUUAAUAUAUGUACAGAUGACGUUAGGUUAGGUUGCCAUCGUGGAUUUGAAAAAAAAAAAUGUAUGUUUACUUUCUGCCAGAAUAAAUAAGUUGGAAAUUGGACAAAACAGCCAUAAAUCUGGUUAUUUUAAAAAAACAGCUAUUCAUAACAGCUGAAAUAAAUAAAAUGAAUAUUGGUGUGUAUUAAUCCUCUAAAGAAAAAUCUGCUGUCGACUGGCUGGCACCUGAAAAAUCCGAUAUUUUUCCAGUCAUUGAACACAACCAGGAGCUACCAGUUUUGCUCUUCAGUGUAGAAGCUAAUGCUGAGUGAAGAGGACUUAGCAUUAGCCACUGUAAGCUCUAGUAAGUAAGUAAGUGUGUUUUCAGCAACGUAUGGAGUCUUGUUUGUGUUUCAUUGAGGCUGUAGAGAGACCUGGACUUUCAGGAGAAAACAGGAAGGCUGAACUCCUUCUGGGGUUUUCGGGAACCAGCUAGAAAUGCUACAGAUAUUUGUUUCUAAACCUGGAAAGUUUUUAACUCAUGGAAAUGAUUGUGUCCGUUUCAAAUAAAGAACCACAGGCGUAUUACUCUAUCCAAGCUUUUCUCUAAUAAAAACGGCUUUUUUAUUGUAA